This is a messenger RNA of Didymosphaeria variabile, 600 nucleotides long. RefSeq lists its product as uncharacterized. Lineage: Eukaryota; Fungi; Ascomycota; Dothideomycetes; Pleosporales; Didymosphaeriaceae. The record is from RefSeq and is a predicted model, not a curated record. The transcript has a single exon. The coding region runs from base 1 to 600 and encodes 199 amino acids.
AUGCCCACCUGGCUCGUCCAUGGCUUCCGCUGGCCCCGCGUUGCCAUUCGCAUCCACAUUAUCCUCGAAAAUCUCGAAGACUGCGCCGCCGAAUGGCUCAUGGCCCCGGCGACCACCGCACAACUCACUCAGAACUUUCACAAACAGUUUCCAGAACAACUUGCGCAUCUGCCCUCUCUGCGCUUCAUCGAGCAGUAUGAUCCCGACGAUGAACACACGAAAGAUCAGCCAUACGCGUACGUGUGCGACCAGGUGACGGAGAUAAAGUUGGGCGUCGACAUUGACGAGGUGCGCGGUGUGGGCGUGCAGAGCGACACAUGGAGUGCGCUCGUGGAGCUGCGUGACAAAGUCGCACCCGGAGAGAAGGUAGGGUGGUUCGUGGUAGUCAAUGGGGACGUGGAGAGGUGGGCGCCACCGCUCAUGAACGACGAAGAUGAGGACACCGAAACAGAGUUGAGCGUCGAUGGAAACGGGAUCGAGCAGAGCCCGGUGAGUCCUGUUAGUCAGCGGAGCAGUGUGGUCAGAUCAGACGAAGACGAUACAGGAAAGAAGAGAGGACUGAAGAAGUGGUUUGGGAAGAUACGGAAAGCCAGGAGGUAA